Molecule: messenger RNA, 1017 nt
Organism: Cebus imitator (Panamanian white-faced capuchin)
Lineage: Eukaryota; Metazoa; Chordata; Mammalia; Primates; Cebidae
Product: N-acetyltransferase 8
Exons: 2
Coding region: 229-912 (227 amino acids)
Molecular function (GO): N-acetyltransferase activity
Source: RefSeq, a predicted model, not a curated record
AGGUUUCUCACUCUGAAUAUUGGUCAGCCUCACACUAGCAGGACUCACUGGUGUACUUUCUAGGGGUGAGAGAGCCCUGGACAGUAUUUCCUGGAUGCCAGUGAGCAGCUGAGAGCUGAAGCUCCCUGGACACUCAAGGCUCUUGUGGUGACAGGCCUCCCAUAAAGGUGUGCAGGGAGUCUAGCUCUCUCUUCUGGACUUUGAGAUUUCAGACACAGAAGUUUGUCCAUGGCUCCUUAUCACAUCCGCAAAUACCAGGAAAGCGACCGCAAGUGGGUCGUGGACUUGCUCUCUCGGGGGAUGGUAGAGCACGUCCCAGCCACCUUCCGGCAAUUGCUGAAGCUGCCUCGAACCCUCAUACUCUUACUUGGGGGGCCCCUCGCCCUACUCCUAGUCUCUGGCUCUUGGCUCUUGGCCCUCGUGUUCAGCCUCAGCCUCUUCCCUGCCCUGUGGUUCCUUGCCAGAAAACCCUGGAACAUGUUUGUAGACAUGACACUGCACACAGAUAUGUCUGACAUCACCAAAUCCUACCUGAGUGAGCGUGGCUCCUGCUUCUGGGUGGCUGAGUCUGAAGAGAAGGUGGUGGGCAUGGUGGGAGCUCUGCCUGUUGACGAUCCCACCUUGAGGGAGAAGCAGUUGCAGCUGUUUCACCUCUCUGUGGACACUGAGCACCGUCGUCAGGGGAUAGCAAAAGCCCUGGUCAGGACUGUCCUCCAGUUUGCCCGGGACCAGGGCUACAGUGAAGUUGUCCUGGAUACUGGCACCAUACAGCUCUCUGCCAUGGCCCUCUACGAGAGCAUGGGCUUCCAGAGGACGGGCCAGUUCUUCUUCUGCAUUUGGGCCAGGCUAGUGGCUCUUCAUUCAGUUAGUUUCAUCUACCGCCUCCCUACUGCUCAGGCAGGGGGUCUGUGAUCUCUUUCUUUGUGUAUUGGUCAGAAUAUAAUCAAUUCAGCUGUAGCAGCAAGCAAUCCCCAACCUUUCACUGCAAUUACACAAUAAAAGCUUAUUGUCCAUUCA